This is a messenger RNA of Linderina pennispora, 2364 nucleotides long. RefSeq lists its product as uncharacterized. Bases 167 to 2137 code for a protein of 656 amino acids. The record is from RefSeq and is a predicted model, not a curated record. Lineage: Eukaryota; Fungi; Kickxellomycota; Kickxellomycetes; Kickxellales; Kickxellaceae. The transcript has 2 exons.
UCUUUGCUGCGUUCUACAGGCAUAGUGUGCUGCAUUGUCUGUUUAAUUUAAGACUUAUUCCCUGGAAAUCGCUAGCCAUUUGCACAUUCAGCCACCUUCAACUAGCGUUUCAGCAGCGCGCUUAUAAACACCAUCAGCCACGGCACAGCACAACACUCACAUCCACAUGGAGGCUCACGCUGAGGCCAUCAAGCGCAGGUGCAAGCUUCGCGUGAACUUUGUUGGUGUUGACGAGUACGACCACGAAGACCGAACACAGCCGUACCGCAAGCUCAUCUAUAUCGCCAACUCGACGGAUCAGGUCGGUGACGUGCGCAAGGGGAUCAACACACUAUUUGCAAAACUCUAUCCAGAUGACGGGCAUCAGGAUGUAGCCAUGCUACGCGACUCGAUGAUGUGCGAUGUGGCUGACGAUUUCAUGGUCUCGGAUGUGUUCGACGAGAGCCCCGUGGUGUACGCCGCAAUGCGCGGACUAGAAAUCCUUGAGGUUCCUAACGCGGAAUCGACAGCUGCGCCACCCACUGCAGGUAGGCAGAAACGCAAGCGGUAUACACUCACUCCAGCAGACAUCACAAACCAUAUUGCUGGCCGCAGCGACAGCCUGGAUAUCUCGAAGCACCCGCGUUUCGAUGGCAUCAACGGGCACGGACUUGCAGCGCCGCAUAGUCCCGAACACACGCCGUCCAUGACAGGCCCUGACUUACAAAGCACUAUGGAUGUACACGACGACAACCUCUAUGUUGGCGAGCGUCAGGAUCGGCCCAAUGGUGCAAGUGUGCUCAGGAGUCGCUUUGGCUCCAGCCCAGAGCUCUGGAGCAACAUCGACAUUAUCCACCAUGCGCCAGCCAUCAGCCACUCGAGCAGCAAUCCGUUUUCGCCAGAAGCUAGUGGGCCCAAGGUCAAUGAGCCAGAGCAUGAGCCAGAGGCUGCUCCAUCUGAGGAUACUGCAGCUGCUACAUAUGCACCAACUGACAAGGAAGCAUCGCCAGUCCGGGAAAUUCUUGCCACUGAGCUUCCGCCUGUGCCGACGCAGGACCUUAGAGCCGAAGAAGUAGGUAUCGGUGGUAUUGGAUCGCCAUCGCUAUUCACACGUCGUCCAGCCAAGCGUAAGAGCGGAUGGGACCCCUCUUCCAGCCCGGACCUGAACGGUCUGGCCGCCAGUGUCCGCCAGGAGCAGCUAUCCCCCUUUGUACUUGAUACAUCCGAGCCUGUAGCUAUCGCCAAGGCUAGUGUUUCAGAUAGUCAGGAACCUCCUACAAAGCGUGGCCGUAUUGAUGCUGAGAAUCCUGAGAAGGCACUCAUCGAGAAGGAGCCAGAUGUGGCUGAUGAGGCCGAGCCAGAGGCCGAAUCAGAGAAGGAACCCGAGCCAGAAUCGGCGCACGAGCCCAGCAGCGAAGACGAGGGAACAAUUGCUACCAGGCUGCGCAGGCGACGUGUGGACUAUGCGUCACUGAUCAAGGGCAAAAAUACCACAGAGCCAACUGGGCCGGCAACUCGUGGCCGCAGUCAUUCUAGAAAGCAGGUGUCUGCCGAGCCGAUCAGCCCGCCUGCGCGCGGUCGCGGUCGCGGUCGUGGUGGUACUAGGAAGCAAAGCGCCGCUAGUUCAAUUAGCCCGGCAACUCGUGGCCGAGGCCGCCCCAGGAGGCAGUCAUCCAAAGCAACUGUAGAUACCGAUAACAGCGAUAACGAAGUGCCAGAGACAGCCCCUGUGCAACGGGAGCGCAGAGGAGCUGCUGGUAAGUCGUAUACCGAGUGGCCGACAGAUCUUGAGGAGGAGAGUACAGAAAGCGCCGAUGGUGGCGAAUCUGACACGUCAAAUGCUGAUGAGGCCCCAGCUGUCGAAAAGAUUAUUGAGAACGAACUCGAGUCGGCGGCAGCCAUCGACGAAGGUGCUGCAUCGACUGCAACUGCAGUUCCUGCUGAGGAACCUGCCGCUGUGCCUGCCACACCCGUUGAAUCUGGCGAAUCUACCAGGUCUGCUGGACCGUCAGGAUCUGAUGAGCCUGUUGAACUCACAGAGAUUGUCGUCUCCGCCGUUUCCAAGGACAGCGCAAUGGAAGCAGUGCCUGAGGUUGAGGAGAUGGCAAUAGAUCCUGUAUCCAAAGCCAGAAGCCAUCGUGGCUGGCAUUACCGCUGAUACAAUCGAAUCCGCUGAGGAGCCAGUGGAAGAUAAAGCUGCGUCGGACACUUCUGAAUCCGAAGAGAGCGAAGAGGUGGGACGCAGGCGAACCAGAUGAGCCAGUCACUACGGUUGUUACCGGAGAUAUUACUGUCAACACAGAACCAGAGCCCGAAGUGGAGGCAGCCGAAGAGGCUCCUGAGCCAGCGGCUGAGGUGGUCACCGAGCCAGUAAGAUCUGCGGAG